Molecule: messenger RNA, 1331 nt
Organism: Nicrophorus vespilloides
Lineage: Eukaryota; Metazoa; Arthropoda; Insecta; Coleoptera; Silphidae
Product: intracellular protein transport protein USO1-like
Exons: 2
Coding region: 123-1331 (402 amino acids)
Source: RefSeq, a predicted model, not a curated record
UAACGUUAUAAUUUGAGUUUAGCGAUAAAUUAAAAAUAUCAAGCAAUUUAAAGCAAGUCCCGGUUUGAGCCAGUUUGAACACAAUUUAUUGUGUUUCUGUCCAAUAAAAACAACUUUAAAAAAUGGCUGAUAUUUGGGACAAAUUUAAGGAGGUUUGUCCAGAAUACAAAUAUUCCAAGGAAGAAACAACUGUUGUAUUACCUGAAUUUCUUAGGUUUAUCCUAAAGAAAGUGCAUACGAAAGCAUUGGAAGUAUGUUCGGCAAAUUCUGAAGAACUGUCUAUACCACCUACUAUGUCAAACAUUAAUUUAAUCAAGCAAAUCAAUGAGUUAAUACCAUCAACAGAUUUCAAACUGUCCAUUUUAUCUUUGGUAAAACCAAAGACCAAUAAGGUAACACAUGUAAUAAGGUACUUGAUGCACCUUGUAUGUGCAUGUUAUGAAAAUGGAGAUGAUUUUAAAGCUAUAAAUAGUAGAACAUGUGAUCUGCUUGAAACUGAAGUCAGUCUUGAGCAGGAACGGAAAGCAUUGUUGAUUGAAAAUCACAAUCAUACUAUUGAAGAAAUGAAGGCGAGAGAGGCUAUAGGACAAAGCAAAAGCAAUAUAGAUAGAAUGAACAACAAGUACUUAUCAGUAGUAACAUCAGAAGAUUUUAAGACCAAUUCAAAUAAUAUUAAAGUUGUUAAAGAAGCUAUAGCCACAAAAACUGAUAGAGUUGAAAAGUUAAAGGAGAGUAUUAAAAUAUAUCAAACAAAUGAAACAGAACUGAAUGAAGUGCAAGCAAACUUGUGUAAAAUAAAAAAUGAAUAUGAGGAAAUCAAGGUGGAAUGUGCUUCAUUAGAUAAUGUAAUAAGUUUGAAACAAAAACAUUAUUCCUAUUUGCAAAGCGUUAGUGAUAUAGCUACAACAUUCUCAACGUUUGUGCAAGAUUUCAAACAUAUCAGUACAAGUAGGAAAGAGCUGCAGAAGAAAGUUGAGAUUAAUGCAGAUUUGAAGACAAAGUUGGAGAUGACUGAGAUGCAGAUUGUUGAUAAAAUUAGUGUUAUGAAUGAUGUUAAAGAUAUGUAUAUUAAAAACUAUAGGAAGCAGAUGCAAACAUAUGUUGCUUGUUCCACGAAAUUGGAAGGCAGCAAAGGGGAGAAUGAGAGAAUCCAAGAGGAGAAACAAAUGUAUUCUAAAAAAUUGGAAAAGUAUGUGCUGCAAUGUGAGAUGAUUGAGGAAGAGAUUAAAAAUAAUGAAAUAGAAUUUAAUAAACAAGUAAACAGUUUGUUAAAGUUUCAUGAUGAUGUUAUUGAAAUGCAGAAAAAUAUAAUGGAAGGAAAGCUAUAUUGA